UGGAGGAGGUAGAAGGUGUUCUCUCAUCUCGGCAGGAAGAUAAGAGCGUAAAAUCGCCAACGAUGUUACCCUGGGAUCGCUUCUCCAACUGGUUGCAUUGUGCCUGCGUGGUUACUUUUGACCUGGAACUUGGACAGGCGAUGGAGCUCAUCUAUCCCAGCCACAUCAAGCUCACAGAGAAAGAGAAAAUGAACAUCUGUUACUUGUCAUUUCCUGAUUCGAACUCAGGCUGUAUGGGAGACACGCAGUUUCACUUCCGGAUCCGACAGUGCCCAGGCCGACGGCAGAUGAUCCAGGCACACAGCCAGUACAACCGAGAUUGCCCUGUUUCACUUCAGUCGGACAGUGCUCACUACUACGGCUUUGUCUACUUCCGCCAGACAAAGGACAAGACCAUUAGACGAGGAUACUUCCAGAAGUCUGUGGUUCUCAUCAGUCGUCUGCCGUUUGUGUCUCUGUUCAGUCAGCUUGUGGGCAUCGUCACGCCUGAGUAUUUUGAAAAUGGUGAACCCAGUCUAGAAGCAGCUUGUCAUGACAUUGACCAAUGGCCGAUGCCGUUGCCAGGCGACACACUGAACCUCCCCAUCAUGGGGACAGUGAUACAGGUUAGAGUUCCUUGUUGCACUGACAAGGUGAUAGGGCAGCCCCAGCCUCGCAUCCCCAUCCCGCAUGAUAUUCCAGCGCACACAAUCCUGCCUUCAUUACAUGAAGUUGACAUAUACAGUGCAUUUCAGUCUAUUCUACCUCAUAUUCAACUGCUGUGGGAACUCGUACUUGUGGGAGAGCCCAUUGUUGUAAUGGCCGCAUCUCCCUCCGUCACCAGCAAUUGUGUUCAAGCUUUAAUCAACUUGAUAGCCCCCCUACGGUACUGCUCGGACUUCCGGCCAUACUUCACAAUACACGACAGUGAGUUCAAGGAGUAUACCACCAAAGUACAGGCACCCCCCUCGGUCAUCCUGGGAGUGACCAACCCAUUCUUUGCCAAGACACUGCAGCACUGGCCCCAUAUCAUCAGGAUCGGGGAGAUGGGUGGGAUAGGCAGCUCACCAAAGCCUUUCAACAAAUUAAAGAAAGCAAGUGCCCUGAAGACCUUGGACUCUAAACCAGGUGUGUACACGCGAUACAAAGCCUUCUUGAGCAAAGACAAGGCAAUACUUAAGAGACUCCUAAAGGGACAGAUGCAUCGACCUGUGGAGGCCCAGAACGCCAUCCUGCGCCGCCAUUACCUAGAGCUAACACAAAGCUUCAUGAUCCCCUUGGAACGGUACAUGGCAAGUCUCAUGCCCCUACAGAGAAAUAUCUCACCUCACAAGGCGCCACCUCAUCUACGACCUUUUGACCCUGAUGAGUUUCUUCGGACAGUGGAGACUUCAGGGCCACAACUGACGUCAGGCACCAAGGGAGACUGGGAGGGGCUGUACAGGCGUUACUUCCGAUCACCCAACUUCGAGGGCUGGUAUUUUGAGAGGCAGCAAGAGGUCAACAAGAAGCUACAGAUUCUCCACAUGGAUGUGCUGUGUAGUGCGAACCUGGUGGACUGGGUCGCUGACAAGGAGGAAGUGGAGGUGGUGGAUCUCAUACUCCGGCUCCGAGAAAAGAUGAAAUUUGCUGGAAACAAUCAGCUAAUUGUGGCAAAGGACAGUAUACAGAAGCUCCAAUCUCAUCUAGACUCCAUCAUCACUUCUCUCCCAGAAGAUCUGCAGGUUGUUCUCAAGACAUGACCUUCACCUUCAUAGUAGGACAAGGUCAUAAUGGGUGUGCCAUGCAGGCUACGUCGACCUCUAUGAGGUCAGAGUUCACCUCUAGGCAUCGCGGUGCAGACGCCAAACCUCAGCUAUGGGUGUGUGACAUGUGACAUCUGUGUGACAACUACUGAUGCCUGAAUGAAAAACAACACAACGCCUGCAAUGAUUUCAGCGCCAAAACACCAUCAAACCAACAGAAAGAAGGUUGUGUCCAAGAGUGCUACUCAUUAGCUGGGACUUUAUAUCAUUCCCAGAGUCAGAAUCAUUUCCAUUUUGCCUUCAUUGUUUGUGCCUCUGUCACGUUAGGUCACAGGUAGUCUAGCCUAAUGACAUGAGGUGGAUCAGAGUCUUAUCAAUGUUCAUAGGUCAAACAGUAUACUGACUAGUACAACUAGUAUGCAUGACUUGGAACAUAGAAUUGCUCCUUAUAAUUAAAAUGGUCAACUCUACACAUGGCAGUGAAAAAAACAAGCAUAAUGACCAAGAUGAAGUUUGUACCCAAAGAAGUGAUAGAUGAAUGUGCAAUACAGUUUUUCCAGUGAGCAUUUCUCAGUGUCAGAAUCAGUAGCUAGGGGAACAGCUUCUGGACUGCUGGACAAACCAAAUAAGGAGUUACUCUCAGAGUUGGCAUAAUCCAGUGCAAUCAGGAAUCUAUUCAACUGCAACGAGGGGCAUAGUGGAGGAGUACCGGUACCUCCUUAUUCAAGGAGUUUAAGAAAUUUGGUUUGUCAUAAUUAAGUUUUGCGAUUUUAACUCAUGUGAAAUGAUAAUUGGUUUUAGUUUGAAACCCAGGAUUUUAUUCAACGAAGAUGAUGACAAAAACAUUGAAAGGGAAGAUAAUUGUUGUUGUUUUUAAUUUUUAACCACUGUUUUAUAAACUAUUGAUAUUCUUAGAAAACAAGAAAUUAAUGAAUCUUUAUGAAAGAUAUUGUAACAAAAUAAUAGUUUGAAUGAAAUAUUUUCACAUCUGACGUGUUAAACACAAAUAUAUUUUGAAUUUUAAAUAUCACUUUCAGAAUUUAUCAGGGUUUUUAAAGGGUAUUUAUUCAUCUGUCACAAUAAAAUCAGGGUCAAUGUUUACAGAAACAAAAUAUUCAGGAUCUGAAGUUAUCUAAUUGAUUCAGGUGUUUUUAAUUGAAUGAUUAAGGGAAAACUUCCUCAGAGGACAUGACAAUAAAUAUCAUCAUGUCAUCGUGAUCAUGGUCUCAUUCUCAUUGUUAAGUGUGAGUGAUUUAUAAUCUGAUACACUGGUUCUAGUAUUACAUUCAAGUUUUCCAUGUGAUGUGAAGUGUACAUUAAUAUCAUUAUAUUUUAUGUAUUUAGUACUUACAUGGUGGAGUCGUCUCAGAUUGUUAUAUUUAAACGUUUUUUCAUGUUUGGGUGCUCUGCAAUCUCUCAUGUCCCAAUCAAACAGAUUUGCAAAGAGCAGAUUUUGUAACAGUUAUCUCCCUUCACUUGCCAGGAAUUGCUUGGUUUAAAUCCCACUUGUAAAAUUGUAAAGCCUGGUUUCUAGUGUCUAUUUCCAUUCAUUUUUCUGUUAGAAUUGAAAUGAAACCCAUUGUGUAUGGCAGUCCAGGUUAUAUAUAUUUUCAGUUUGUUAUGUUGUGAAAAUGUUUGAUAUCAAGAGACCUAAAGACAGUUCUCUGAACCUUGAGGUUUACUGGUGCUUGAAAGAGUGUAAUUAUCAGCUACUUGAAGGCUAACAGGUGCUUGAAAGAGUAAUUACAGCUACUUGAAGGCUAACAGGUGCUUGAAAGAGUGUAAUUAUCAGCUACUUGAAGGCUAACAGGUGCUUGUGAGGCUUAAUGGAGGCUAAGACACUAACAGGGCCAACAGAUGCUUGAAAGGCUAACAGGUGCUUGAGAGAUUACAGAGCACUAUUUUCUCCACAUCUUUGUGCUCUGGAGUUAUCAUGGUUACAUCACACAUCCCCGCACAACUUAAUUCUUCUCCAUCAGUCAGGAAUCUCACUGGAUAGUUUGCAGAUAUUCUUGAAGAAGCCUACUGUUUUGUUUCCAACAAUGAUUUUGAAUUUUCAUGGACUUAAAUGAAUUGCAGCAUCAGCUUUGUAUUUGUACAACCAGUGCAUUUGGUGUGUGCGGUUCAUUUGUUUGAGAUACAUGGACAGCUUAGAGGCACUUCAAACUGCAGUCACCAUUUUGUUAAUAAACCUUUGUAAUAUUGACCCAUCCCAUUCAAACUGAAGUUGAGCUAUGUUCAUUUCUUUAUUUGAUCAUGACUAUCUGUUUUGUGUGGAUUCAUCAACUUACACGGAGAGCAAAAUUCUAAAAUGAGUCUUUAGGGCAAGAGCAAUGUUUGCUGUUCUUUCAUGGAUGAGCCUUUUUUGUAUUUAAAAAAUUACAAAGUUACUUAUUAACAUAUUGUGUUAGGUUGUAAGUACUGGAAUGCUUGUUUUGAACAGCUUCAGUAUUUACACUGAACCCCAAAUGUUAGGAAUAUAUUUUACGUAACUUUAUGAAAUCAUCCUUUUUCCAAAAAUGGUCCCCAAAAUAGUCAUGAUCCUUACUUAACUUGUUCAGUACAUUUAUCAGAUACCUAAAUCAACUCGGACAAAAGUUUGGCUUUGCCCCUAGAUUUUGACAUAUCUGUUGAUCAGUUGACUGUGUGAAGGUAGAAAUUCUGUUGUCCUACCCAGGAUGUGAUGUUUUCCAAUGUCAAAUCAACCCAAAACAGCUUUGUAAUUAACUGAGGAUCCUCACCAUUCUGUUGAUCUGUGAUCUUCCUCUGGUGUGCUGUGACGGAAAUUGUUGUACAUUGUUCUAUGAAUCAGCAUUGUUAGAGUGUGUGACAUUGUCUCCUUCCCGGGAAGAUUUUCAGGAAAGAAAAUUUGCUGUCGUCGAUAAGUUGGUAUGUAAUGUAAAUGUAAUCUCAAAUGAACGGAUAUUUGAUAGAAGGUGCUAUGUUGAAAAGUUUCGUCAGGCUAAAAGUUUCAUAACAAAAAUAAAGACAUUUUCAUUAUGAUUGAGAUGAUGGCAUUAUAAGAUGAGAUUAGAAACUGACUAGAGUGCCUAUUGCCGUACAUACUGUGAGCUCUUUAAGUUUGUAUUAGUGAAUGAAACUCAAAUUUGGAAACUAUGGUUGAUCAGAGAUUGAAACUUUUCAAAAAGAGGCUUAAUAAU
Molecule: messenger RNA, 4885 nt
Organism: Haliotis rubra (blacklip abalone)
Lineage: Eukaryota; Metazoa; Mollusca; Gastropoda; Lepetellida; Haliotidae
Product: protein DENND6A-like
Exons: 22
Coding region: 63-1721 (552 amino acids)
Cellular component (GO): recycling endosome
Molecular function (GO): guanyl-nucleotide exchange factor activity
Source: RefSeq, a predicted model, not a curated record